ACAUUAGCACUGCUUCAGGACCGGAUUAAGCGAGAUCCGGAGGCCUACAGGAGUGAAUUUCUGGCCCAAGUUCGGCAUUUCGAGAGCAUAUUGGAGAUGCUGUUGUUGCAGCCGCAAAACCCCGACCGUCGGUUCGACGAGCAGGUAAUGUUUCUGGCUCAUGCAUGCCCGUUCUACAACUACGACGACUACCCGAGAAAGCUGUUGAAGCUUCUGCACGAGAAGUACGCCGUGCUUCACCCGGCAACGCGGAAAGUGCUGGUUCAGGCCUUGAUCUUGUUGCGAAACCGAAACCAGUACGAGCUGAUCGAAGCGCUGCCAUUGCAUUUUCGUCUGCUCGCACUGGACGACAAGCAGAUUCGUACGCAAGUGCACACGCAUAUCGUGCGUGAUGUCCUGCGGAUGAACCAGAAUAACCAGAACCAAAUUGAGAACAGACGAUUGCAGGCAUACCUUUUCCAGCAACUCGGCGGCAAUGGUACUACUUCCGCAGCGAGCAAGAGUGGCAAAAAAGACGGGGGAGCCGCAAAUAAGAACGAGAGUCUUGCAGCGCCUACCCUGCUCUUGGAGGACAGCAAUGUUGCGGUGAACGAGACUCAAGCCGCCAGGAAAGCGCUCAUUAUCCUUAUUAGUCUUUACAAAAAGAAUAUUUGGACAGGCGCGGCAGUUGUAAACGCGAUUGCCGGCUGUUGUGAGCAUCCUGAUACUCACGUCGCGAAAGCCGCCGUAAACUUUCUUCUUGGAAAUACUCAUUUGAUCGCUGAGGAAGAAAACGACAGCGAGGAUGAAGAAAACAAGAAAGCUGUUGGCGAUGUCAGCAAGAAGGUACUUAUUUUUAUCGUUGCCCACUAUAACUACCUGCGCAAAAUUCUUUGUGAAAAAAAGCGAUCUUAGAUGGAGGGUGAUGACAGCUCCUGUGAUGAGGUAGAACUUCCGAUUACUCAUCACCGUGCAUCUUAGACUUACACAACUCUUGAUUCUUAUCGUGGACUAUUCAACCAGGUUCUCGGACUGAAGCGUUUUACGAAGGGCUCGCAGAAAAAGAAGAAGAUUGAAAAGGCGAAAAAGAAAGCAGCAAAAGCGAUGAGCAAGAAGGAUAACCCGAAAAGCGGACUGGAAAAUAAGACGUGCUUUGCCGCUAUUGAUCUCCUGCACGAUCCGCAGAAGCUUGCUGAGAGACUCCUGCUCCGAGUGAUGCGCGCAUCGGAGACCUAUGCCUUCCGCCUUUUGUUGCUCCAGCUGUGCAGUCGUCUCAUGGGGCGUCAUCGCUUGGUCGUUCCCAACUUCUACCCAUACAUCCAAAAGUAUCUGACCCCAACACAACGAGAGGUCACCACGGUCUUGGCGUGUCUCGCACAGUCGUGCCACGAUGCAUUGCCGGUCGAAACUGUACGCCCUGCAGUGGUCCAUUUGCUGCACACAUUUGUCAACGAAACGAACGCGCCAGAGGUAUUUUCCUUGAAAUCCUUGACAGUACACGAAGAUGAUCAUUCAGUGCACGAAGUGUCCCUUCUUCAUACUUUCGAUAAGGGUUAGCUUCUUGCUUCUUCAUUGUCUUCAUCCUAUUCGCUCCUUAUUUACUCCAGCCUGUUUGCUAAUAUCGGACGCAUCAUAAUUUCUUUGCAAAAUUUUUUCCUCGCAUCUCUCCACAAGGUGAUAACGGUCGGCAUAAACAGUUUGCGAGAGAUCGCGUGCCGAGUGCCUCUCGCGUUGGAGGAGGAAGAGGUGCAUGAUCUGUGCGGCUUCCGCAAGUACAAGCACAAGGGUGUCCGUGUAGGUGUGAAGAGCAUUGUUAACAUGUAUCGUGAGUUAAAUCCGGCUCUGCUGCAACGACAAUUCCGCGGUAAAGACGCAGCGGAAGCACUUGCACGAGGUGAAUUCGACAGUAGCAAGCAGGAGGGCGGCAUCACAACUGCGACACUAUUUGGUCAGGGUCUCGAGCUUUUGGCAGCACGCAACCUGAGAAAAGCAGAGAAGAAAGAGGAAAAGCGACGUGCAAAGGAGGAAGGAAGCGACGCUUCGGACUCGGACUCGGACGACGAAGAAGAAGAUGAAAACGCUAGCGGCGACGCAGAAGGAAGUGAUGUCGGUGAUGAAGAAGAAGGAUCAGACCUAGAGGAGGAGGUCUCUGAUAUUGAGGAAGAGGAAGAGGCAUCUGAUCUCGAAGAAGACGAUGAAGAGGAAGAAGAGUCCGACGUUGAAGAACCCGAAGCACAGAAGAAGGGAGGAGAUAAGGGAGCAGGAUCAGACUCAGAUCUGGAUUUAGAAGACUGCUCAGCACCGACGAAGAAGGCAAAAGCAGUUCCGCAAGAAACAUGUCCACUAAAGCGGAAGAAAGCCUCAACGAAUGCAUCACCCACCGAAAAGAAGGAAGCAAAUAAAUCUGCUAAGGCAAACAAAUCAGAAGUCGAUGGUAGCGACGCUGACAAGAGCUCGUCUGACGGCAAUGCCGAGGACGUUGACGAUGACAGCGACGAGGAGAACAGCGACGUUGAUAAUUCGGAUAGUGACGCUAGCAGUGCCUCAGAUGAUGAAGGUGGAGAGACGAACCGGAUAAGCAAGAGAAAUCUGGCACAAGAGAGUAAAGAUCGCCGGAAGCGACGAAAGCUGGCGGAGCAGCGUGAACAGGCGGCCGCAGAGAAGGAGCGACGAGACAAGAUUGAGAGCGCCGCGCGAGAGAUGUUCACGGAACGUGUCCUAGGUCCCGAGGACUUCAAGAAGAUGCGCGAACUCCAGGCCAAGAAGGCACUCGAGCUGCAGAGCGGCCGGGGACGUCGCGCUGCAGGAGCUGAUAGCGACGAAGACUCUCUCACCGAUAGCAGUGACUCGGAUAAGUCGGACGAGGACAAGGGUGAUGAGAAUAGCGAAGACAAGAGCGAGGAUGACGACGAUGACAGCGAUAUGGACGAGGAAGAGCGAAAACAGAAGGAGCUCAAGAAGGCGAAUAAACGCGUCUACAAUGACAUCGACUUCAUCGAUCCCUCCAAGCUGUCUGGAUUUACGCGAAAGAAACACGACAAGCACACUCGUCUGCAGUCCGUGAAGAAGGGACGGGAGGGUCGCGAGAAGUUUGGCGGCGGAAAGUCAGGCCGAACAGGAGGCAGCACGAACAAGGAAAAGCGAAGAAAUAAGCCAAUGUUGAUGCAGAUCCAGAGUCGGUCUGUGCGUACGAAGCGCAAUGGGCAGAAGGCCACAGCCAAACUUGCAAAUCUGCGGAAACACAUAGGUAAUCUCAAGAAGGGAGGUAAAAAUCAGAAGCGGCGGCGUUGAUAAUAAAACGCAAUUAGCCCGCUGCUCUGUAGUUUUCUGUUUACAGAAUAAGAAGUGCUAGAAUUAUGCUCAUGCAACAGCUGUAGAAGGCGCAAGAUGGAUAGAUAUACUAAUUUAAAGAGGAAGAAAACGCUUUGUUCGGAGAAAUUUAAGUGUGUUCGGCUGCAGUCAAAGGGUAGGUCACCCCGUUUGUGUAAGACUAAGGUAAAAGGAUCGACAGGUCACGUACAUAUGCAGUCAGG
Molecule: messenger RNA, 3512 nt
Organism: Amoebophrya sp. A25
Lineage: Eukaryota; Dinophyceae; Syndiniales; Amoebophryaceae
Source: the annotation of a GenBank genome assembly